Folsomia candida is the source of this 772-nucleotide messenger RNA. Its product is annotated as glucose dehydrogenase [FAD, quinone]. The transcript has 5 exons. Bases 28 to 747 code for a protein of 239 amino acids. NCBI's taxonomy places the organism in Eukaryota, Metazoa, Arthropoda, Collembola, Entomobryomorpha, Isotomidae. The record is from RefSeq and is a predicted model, not a curated record. Gene Ontology annotation, molecular function: flavin adenine dinucleotide binding; oxidoreductase activity, acting on CH-OH group of donors.
CCCAAUCCUUGGUUUUCAGUACCGGCAAUGUCCUUCAUGUUAUUAAAUCACCCUGGGCUUGACUGGAUGUAUAAAACUGUUCCGCAGAAAUGGAGUGGUGGUGCCUUGAUUGAUCGAGUAAGUGGCUGGUCAGCAGGAAAAGCUUUAGGUGGAACCAGCAAUACCAAUUUUCUGAUCCACCUUCGGGGUCAUCCAAAGGACUUUGAUUUUAUUGCAAACCUCACUGGAGAUCAAGAGUGGAGUUACGAUGGAGUUUUACCACAUUUUAAAAGUGUGGAGGAUUAUAAUGGAGAGUGGAAAACUGAUGAGUUUCAUGGAACCGGUGGAGAAAUUCCGCUCCAAGUACCGCCGUUUGUUGGGAUGGCCGAAUACUUUAUCAAAGCUGGCGAAGAACUGGGUUAUUCCAAUGUCGAUCUCAACGCCAGAUUCAGUGAAGGAUUUUCAUACGUUUAUUAUCCCACAAAAGACGGCAGACGCUACAGCACUUACAAGUCGUUUCUGGAGCCUAUACGAAAUCGUAAUUCCCUGACAAUCUACAAAUUCUCUCUCGUUUCUAAAGUUUUGUUAAAUAAAAAAAAUCAGGCUGUGGGGGUGGAGUAUGUUCGACAUGGAGUGACAAAAACUGCUCGAGCCACGAAGGAAGUCAUUUUGUGCGCAGGAUCAAUUGGCACACCCAAAAUACUGCUCAGAUCUGGUAUAGGUCCAAAAAGUGAACUCGAGGACCUUCAUGUAUUAAAUUGCCAAUAGCAUAAUUAUAGUUUAUUUAAUCCUG